This is a messenger RNA of Betta splendens (Siamese fighting fish), 4568 nucleotides long. RefSeq lists its product as uncharacterized. The transcript is spliced from 3 exons. Lineage: Eukaryota; Metazoa; Chordata; Actinopteri; Anabantiformes; Osphronemidae. The coding region runs from base 2752 to 4281 and encodes 509 amino acids. The record is from RefSeq and is a predicted model, not a curated record. Gene Ontology annotation, molecular function: protein binding.
GUCACUCGGCAGCGACAAUGGGGCAAUUUACGGGACAAAAGGAGCCACGGCGCUUGAGCGUCGCUGCAGCUUCAGGAGCUAAAUGUCGAGAUGAGAAGGCGAUGGAUCCGCCGUCUCGUCCGUGGGAAGCGUGAAUGGUCGGGGCGUUGGUAAAAGCGUGUAUAUACAGUGAGGACGUGCGAGAGGUCGAUGAGUGAGCCGGGAUCCAUUUUAUGGAUCAGACUUCUAAUUGUGCAGCUGGGUGUUUCCAACGCAAACAGAAACGCCUCUCCUGUAGCUCCCUGUUUUGUCUGUGACCCGACCUUGUUGUGAUCGGCCCGUUCUGACCUCGCCUGCGUGGGACCGAGCGACCCGUUUGCUCCGAUAAGCUCGGCGAACGCUAGGAAACAAGUUGUUUUCCAGCGCGCGUCUUUUGUCUGCUCCUCCUCCAUCCUCCCACCGACGCGAGGACCUAAAACAAAAACACAGCUUUAAUUCAGUGGCGCUAUUCUGGGCCGGGUUAAGACAACACUGGUACCGGGCGGUGUGAGGCCUCCCACUUAGAACUUCUGACCUCUGAAGCUAAAGCAAUAACAGUACUCGGGUGUUCAAAGCCUCUGUCUGUUAUUCCCUCCGUGCUUUGCUUCCACUGUUCAGUUUCCACUGUAGCUCAUUCUGUCAUUUUCUAAUAAACAUCCUGGAUGUUCAUUAACUUGCAGAAGUGCGGUCACUGUACCAGAACACAGUCUCCGCUCUGGGGCCGGUCCGUACCUUUGGAACUUGUGCGAUCAAUGUUUGUUCAUUUUCACUUUAGCCUCACAUGACUGACUCAAUUAUUUACUUAUCAGUACAUAACGCAGUCAUUAGCGGAACUGGACAAUCUGCAAAUGGAAAUGAGCAGCACCGACAAAGUCCAAACACCGGUGCUUCACGUCCUGAGAAGCAGCGCAAAAGGAGAACAACACAAGGUUUGCGUCCAUUGUGUGCCGUCGUUCAGCGAGUCACGUCUCUGACGCUCUCAGCCAACCAAUCGAUGGCAGUCUGUGACCUUUGCCCUUUGCUCCCGUUCACCCCCUCUCCCACCGCCGCCGCUGCUACCGCCAGCAGACAGCUGGGAUCGCGUGGGGGAGGGCGUCUCCUCCACAGCCGUGCUGUCACUCAAGAUUAUACCAUAACAUACAUUUCAGACAAAAAUAUACGGCUGAAGACUCAAACCUCCCUCCACCCCAUUGGCUGCUUAUCCGCCCGACCAAAAACAAACAAAUGAUUUGGCUUUUAAUACACUUUAAUACACACAAUCUCACUUUUUGCUUAGACACACACAAAAGGGUUGUUUUCUUAUCACCAAGCUACUGAAAAAAAUCAUUUUUAAGGCUAAAGCCUCUAACAACAUCUGUAACAGCAGCAAGGGUAUAGACACUGGUUCUGUGACCUAGUUGGGAAAAAAAUGAUUAUAGUUCAAUCAUAUAAAGAGGUUUUCCUUCUAUCUGGGGCUUUGCCAAAGCAGACACCAGCGCCCAGCGGCCGGGGUGACUGGCGGGCAGCUGCCGGGGCAUCUGGAUGCACCGGGGAACGAUCACUCAACUGUGCCAGAGAUUUGGCUACGAGGCGAAAGUCCAGACAGACAGAUUUUAUAUCACCAGCUUUGUCUGCGAAAGGGAUUUCUGCAGCGGCGCACGGCGAGGUACCGGCGCCCCAUGAGGCCGGCGCUCCCGAGCAGGAGAUUUGUGCCAUUAUUAGUGGUGGGAGCGGAGGACGUGGCCACUUUAAAUACGUCUGAGUGACACAACCACAGCCCCAGUGUGUCUCUGCCAUGAUUGCAGCCUUCCACGCAUCCUUUUCCCUAUAUUACGUCACCUCCAACAGGAAACAAGCUGCAACAGCUCAAGGUGAGACUCCGUGUGAGCCUCUACCUUUACUCCAAAAUUCAUAUUCCCUCUCCAAAUUGAUUUGGGCCGAACUGAAAUACAAAACCAUAAAAAUGCCCUCCGCUGUGUUUUCCUGUGCAAUGUUAUGCAAUACAUGCUGUCAGCGAGGCUGGUGCGGCUAUUCGUGGGUGUGUGCUGCCUCCUGGUGGCUGCUCGAGGUACUACUUCAAAUCCUGUCCGCUCAUGACGGGCACUAGAGGCCAGAGUUUGACUCCAGCAAAUGAAAAAAAUGAACAACGGACUAGUUUCAAUCCUAACACGCAAUAUUUCCUGAUUCAUUCUCAUUUAAUUUGAUCGGCAGUUUAUAUUACUUUCUUCUACAUAAAACAAGUGGCAAAAGCGAUUUAAAGACCUAAGGAGUGGUGUGCAUCAGCGCCUCCCAGACGCCCUGAAGCACGGCGGUGCAUUAACAUAAGGCUCAAAGGCCAAGCAGCACCUCGGUGGGACGCCCACGUCUCCCCUGAGCUACUGUAAAAACCAGGCGUCACCUCUGACCCUGCCGAGCGCUCCCGCCAUUGAUCCUCCAGAUUCCUCCCACGUCGAGGGUACGUGUGAGAACUCCCUUCCCGGCGAAGGCAUUUGAGAAGUCAUCACCUGCGCUCGUCCGCGCUCGAGUGUGCGUGAGAAAAGCAUCUGCAGACGCGGCGCCGAGGCCCCGCGCUGCCUUCAGGACGCUGCGUUCAGCCGGGAGGCAGCUGUGACGUAGGGAAGGAAGCCCUGCUCAGCUCAGGUAACGCGGAACGAAGCUUUUUGUACAAAAGGCCUUCAUUUGUAUGGAUGGUGGAUUGUGGCAUGUUUACAAUGGAGGACUUAAAGGUUCUCAACUUUGUGUCCUUCAGAUAAGAUGGAAGUUCUUCCACUGCUGCUCGUAUUUUUCAUAGUGUCUGGAUAUUCGUACAAAUUACAGCCAAGACUGAGCUUCAUGCAAAAAGCUGAGUUGGACACAGACCAACUCUCUGAGAUGGAGAGUGCUUCAUCAGCGAUGGAGAGACAGGAUGAAGGCAAAAGCGAUUUAGUGCCUCUAGAGUCGAACCCUGAGGAGAGAGGAGAUCUGACUCCGGAAAUAAAGCUCCCGGGGAAACGUAAAACAGGAAUCCAUAGGAAUGUGGAAGGACCCAUGGAGAGAAAGGAAGAACGUGAGAACGUGAGCGAGGAAGGACUCACCGGGAUCGAGAGAGUUGUCACAGAAGUUGUAACAGGGAGAGGACACAAUAAAAACACAGUGCUAACACAUACGUGGAUACGAGAUGAUGCAAAGCAUGACACUGCAAUGAAAGUCAGGGGAAAGGACAAGCAGACAGUGAGGGAGGAGGAGACAGGAGAGCUCGUUGCUGGUAUCAGUCUUCACAAAGAGACAGGAGGAGACACCCAUGAGAUUGAAAAGGUGCCAACUCGGGAAAUUAUUAAAGAAAGGGGCAAAAGUAAUGAAGGACAGAGAAGAGCAGAGAGCGAAGCAUCCCGUGAUGAGGGUCCUGUUCUUGGCUCCUCUCCCCCUCCCCCCACAGCUGCUCCCCAGCUGCUCCCUUCUGCUGCAGCCUCAGUGGAUCCCCUCACGGUGGCGCCGCAGAGAGAGCACUCAGUGUCAGCAGGAGACGUGAUCCUCAACCCGCUGAUAAACGCUGCACGGGCCGAGCCGCAGACCACACGCGCGGCACAGGACCCGGACGCCGACGUGCAACCAGAACAGAGCAGGUCUACACCAAAAGCAGAACCCGACCCGACGCCGAAGCCAAAUGAUUACACACUUUCUGCUAAAGCAGCUGAACUUAAAGCGACAACGUCCACAACGCAAAGCAAAGGACCUGGAAACAACGUGAAUAAAUCCCAGGAAAAGAGAAGGAAUGAGAUCAAAACACAGAAACCGUUGGAGAAGAAGAAGAAGAAGGUUGCCGUGGAAACCAGCUUUCAUUACUUCACAGACAACUACUGCCCUCUAGAGUGUGCGUGUUACGGAAGAGUGGUCCAGUGCUCCGACAAAGGGGUGGAGAGGGUUCCUUAUGGGAUCCCCUACAGCGCCCGCUACGUCCUCCUCAUGAACAACCACAUCCACAGCAUCCAGCUGGACCUGCUCACUGACUACGUCUCCAUGGAGUUCCUGGUGCUGAGCAACAACCAGCUCACGGACGGCGCCAUAGAAGGGGCCUUCUACGGGGUCCCGGCCCUGAAGCGCCUGUACCUGGACCAGAACCUGCUGGAGAGCGUCCCCACCGACCUUCCGGCCUGUCUGGAGGAGAUCCGCCUGGACCACAACCGGCUGCGCGCGAUGUCGCCGGCCGCCUGGACCCGGAGCCCGGGCCUCCGGGUCCUGAGCCUCAGCAACAACAGCCUGGGCGACGGGCCGGAGCCGCUCCCCGACCGGGUCUGCGCACGCUGAACCUCAGCCACAACCGGCUGGCGUCGGUACCGCUGGGUUUGCCGCUGUCGGUCCGGGAGCUGUACCUCAGAGGGAACCGCAUCCGGCGGUUCCGCGGGGGGGUGUUCGACGGGCCGUCGGAGCUGGCGGUGUUGGACGUGAGCGGGAACAGGCUGAGGGACAAGGGCCUCCUUCAGAGCUGCCUGGUCAACGCCACGCGCCUGGAAAGCAUCAACCUGGAGGGGAACCGCCUGAGGCGCCUCCCGCGCCACCUCCCCCUCUCCCUUAAAACCCUCAAUCUGGAGGGC